CCUCACUUCCUCACCAUGUCCUCUCGUCUCGUCUCCUCUCUCUCCUCCCUCCUCCCCUCCUCUCUCGUCCUCUUCUUCUUCGUUGGUGCAGCCUUCCUCCUCCUCCUCUUCCUCCUCGUUCGCCCCCCGGCUCGUGGCUCUCUCCCCUCUCUCCCCUCUCUCCCCCUGCUGGGCAGCCUCCCCUGGAUGGGAGGAGGUCUCCCCCCCCACCUGCUCUUCACUCAGCUGGGACACAGGUACGGCCCUGUGUUCUCGCUGCUCCUCGGCCCUCACCUCUCGGUGGUCUUAAACCGGCACCAGGAGGCCAGAGAGGUCCUGCUGCAGCGCGGGAAAGAGUUCGCCGGGAGACCCUUCAUGGUGACCACGGACCUGCUGACCCGGGGGGGGAAAGACAUCGCCUUCUCAGACUUCUCUCCUCUCUGGAAGAUGCACCGCCGCCUCGUCCACGACUCCUUCACUCUGUUCGGGGAGGGCAGCGGACGCCUGCAGGACAUCGUCCGGUCCUCGGUGGACGACCUGUGUUUGGAGCUGUUGUCAGGAGGGGGGCGGGGCUUCGACCCGUCGCCCGCGGUAACGAGAGCUGUCACUAACGUGGUGUGCACGCUGGUGUUCAGCUCAACGUAUCGUCACGGCGACGCCGAGCUGCAGGAAGUCAUGCGGUACAACGACGGCAUCGUGGAGACCAUCGUCGGGGGCGGGCUGCUCGACAUCUACCCCUGGAUCAAGGUGUUUCCCAACAGGUGUCUCAGGAAACUGAAGGACUGCAUCGCCGUCAGAGACCGGCUGCUGUCCCGCAAACUGGAGGAGCACAAGGCGUCCCUGAGUGACGGCCCCCCCCGGGACUUGCUGGAUGCCUUGCUGCAGGGUCAGGGUCAGGGGGCGGGGCUUCAGGAGGGGAGUGGCAUCACAGACGAUCACGUCCUGAUGACGGCAGCGGAGGCUUUCGGGGCCGGCGUGGAAACCACAUCCACCACGCUGCUAUGGAUCCUGGCGUAUCUGCUGCACCACCCUCAGGUGCAGCGCAGGGUACAAGCGGAGCUGGACGAACAGGUGGGCGAGCGUCCGGUGUGUGUGUCGGACCGAGUCCGGCUGCCGUACCUGGAGUGUGUGAUCAACGAGGGCAUGAGGAUCAGACCGGUCAGUCCAGUGCUGAUCCCGCACACCGCCAUGACGGACAGCAGUAUUGGAGGUCACCCGGUCAGACGUGGGACACGAGUUUUGGUGAACAUGUGGGCGAUUCACCACGACCCGGAACACUGGGACAAACCAGACCUCUUUAACCCAGACCGUUUCCUUGACGACCGGGGUCACCGGGUGACGCCCCCCUGCUUCAUGCCGUUUGGGGCGGGGCCGCGAGUCUGCGUCGGCGAAUCACUGGCCAGGCUGGAGCUGUUCCUCUUCGUGUCUUCUCUGCUCCAGCGAAUGAACUUCAAGCUGCCGGACGGGGCUUCCCCGCCCAACCUGCAGGGGCGACUGGGCGUCGUCCUUCAGCCGCUGCCUUAUAAGGUCGUGGUCACUCCCAGGGAGGGGUGGGAGGGUGGGGCUUAG
Trematomus bernacchii (emerald rockcod) is the source of this 1548-nucleotide messenger RNA. Its product is annotated as steroid 17-alpha-hydroxylase/17,20 lyase. The coding region runs from base 16 to 1548 and encodes 510 amino acids. Gene Ontology annotation, biological process: progesterone metabolic process; hormone biosynthetic process. Gene Ontology annotation, molecular function: iron ion binding; steroid 17-alpha-monooxygenase activity; heme binding. Lineage: Eukaryota; Metazoa; Chordata; Actinopteri; Perciformes; Nototheniidae. The record is from RefSeq and is a predicted model, not a curated record. The transcript is spliced from 9 exons.